Messenger RNA from Oryzias melastigma (Indian medaka), 3947 nucleotides. Its product is annotated as FERM, ARHGEF and pleckstrin domain-containing protein 1. Gene Ontology annotation, molecular function: cytoskeletal protein binding; guanyl-nucleotide exchange factor activity. Bases 327 to 3395 code for a protein of 1022 amino acids. The record is from RefSeq and is a predicted model, not a curated record. Gene Ontology annotation, cellular component: cytoskeleton. The transcript is spliced from 28 exons. Lineage: Eukaryota; Metazoa; Chordata; Actinopteri; Beloniformes; Adrianichthyidae.
CGGGUUCCAGCAGGGGGCGCUGCUGGGCCGCCCGCCGCUCGCCUUGGCGGGGUGCACGCGCUCCUCCGGGGCUGGAGGCGGUGAGCUGCUCUUUAUUGUUCCAGCGGAAAGCUCCUUCUCCUGCGGCGGGCCACACUCGCGUCAAUGGCCGCCGCUCCGAAGCCUCGUCCCGCCUGAGCGCCAGCGGUUCCGCCACCGAAGCCGAGCUCCACCACGCCGUCGCGUGGGAUUUAAGCGUGGGAGUUAAAGUUCUCGCGGGCUGGAGAGAGACGGUCCGUGGAUCCAGCAGGAGGAGGAAGGGGACGACAGCAGCUCCACGCUGAGACAUGGACGCCGCCGACAGACCGUCCACGGCCGGACAGAGGCUGAGCGCCCCCGAAAGCUUCGGGGUGUCCACCCUGGAGCCGGGCCAACGCCCCCCAGCACAGACCCCGGGGAGGCAGGUGCCCAUCCGGGUCCAAAUGCUGGACGACAGUCAGGAGGUGUUCCAGAUAUCUCAACGCUCACCUGGAAAGGGCCUCUUUGACCUGGUCUGCGCUCACCUCAACCUGACCGAGGCCGACUACUUCGGGCUGGAGUACCAGGAUCAUCGGAAGAUGAUGGUGUGGCUGGACCUGCUGAAGCCCACGCUCAAGCAGAUCCGACGGCCUAAAAACACCAUCCUUCGCUUCGUGGUGAAGUUCUUCCCUCCUGACCACACGCAGCUCAUGGAGGAGUUGACCCGGUACCUGUUCGCCCUGCAGAUCAAACGCGACCUGGCCUGCGGUCGCCUCAUCUGCAACGACUCCAGCGCCGCCCUCAUGGUGUCCCACAUCAUUCAGUCUGAGAUCGGAGACUUCGAUGAGACUCAGAGCUGGCAGCACCUCCUUCACAACAAGUACCUUCCAGACCAGGACGCCAUCCGAGACAAGAUCAUGGAGUGUCACCGUAAGCACACCGGUCAGACCCCGGCGGAGUCGGACUACCAGCUGCUGGAGAUCGCGCGGCGGCUGGAGAUGUACGGCGUCCGCCUGCAUCCGGCGAAGGACCGCGAGGGCAGCCACCUCAGCCUGUCGGUGGCGCACACCGGCGUGCUGGUGUUCCAGAAUCACACAAAAAUCAACGCCUUCAACUGGGCCAAGAUCCGUAAGCUGAGUUUCAAGCGCAAGCGGUUCCUGAUCAAGCUGAGAGCCGACCCGGCCCAAAGCGCUCACCAUGACACGCUGGAGUUCGCCAUGGCCAGCAGGGACUGCUGCAAGGUGUUCUGGAAGAUCUGCGUGGAGUACCACGCCUUCUUCAGGCUGUUCGAGGAGCCCAAACCCAAACCCAAACCCAUCCUGUUCACCCGAGGCUCUUCCUUCAGGUUCAGCGGCCGCACCCAGAAGCAGCUGAUCGACUACGUGAAGGACUCUGAGUUUAAGAAGAUCCCCUUUGAGAGGAAGCACAGUAAGAUCCUGUCCAGCAGCAGCAUGUCGCCGCACUCGUCUUCCCUCCGCCUGCAAGUGCCUCAUGAGAAUGCCUCGUCAGGGCCGCUAACGGACCAGCCCGACUUGGGAAGGUUGCCGCAGGACGCCAGAUCCAACGGCCUGGAGGAUCUGCCCGAGGCGGCGCCGGCUUUCCAUGACAAAACCGCCAAACAGGACGCCAUCCGCCAGAACCACCACGGCGCAGAACCGAACCAGCACCUCCUCAACCCAGAAAACCCGGGUUCAGAGGAUUCUCCACAUGCUGUCGACCCCGUCAUCAUAAACGGCAUGCUGGGAACAGACGGCGCCGACAUUCCCAGUACGGCACAGAUUUCCGAGGUGCAGCAGUUCUCCCCGCUCACGAGCCCCCUGCUGGCUGAGGCUGGAUACAUCCGCAACGACGAUGAGGAGGAGGCCAGGAGGAAGAAGUUUCCCACAGAUAAGGCUUACUUCAUCGCCAAGGAGCUGCUGACGACGGAGCGGACGUACCUCAAAGACCUUCAGGUCGUCACACAGUCGUUCCAGAACGCCGUAAAGGCCGACGAAGCCGUUCCAGAUUCUGUGAAGGUUCUGAUCUCGGCCCACUACGACCCGUUCCAGCAGUUCCACCAGGGCUUCCUCAGAGAAACGGAGCAGCGGCUGGCACAGUGGGAGGGUCGCUCUAAUGCCCACAUCAAAGGGGACUACCAGAGGAUCGGCGACGUUCUCCUGAAGAACAUUCAGGGUCUGCGGCAGCUGAGCGUUCACCUGCAGAAGCAUCCGGAGUGCCUGGUGGAGCUGGAGCGGGCCUGCAGGUCCAGCAGGAAGGUGGAGGCUCUGUGCCGAGACUUCGAGCAGCAGAGGCUCUGCUACCUGCCGCUCUACGUCUUCCUGCUCCGGCCUCUGCACCGCCUGCUGCACUACAAGCUGCUGCUGGAGCGGCUCUGCAAGCACUACCCGCCCACCCACCAGGACUUCCGGGACUGCAGAGCGGCUUUAGCAGACAUCUCGGAGAUGGUGCUGCAGCUGCAGGGCGUCAUGAUGAAGAUGGAGAACUUCCAGAAGCUGCUGGAGCUGAGGAAGGACCUGACGGGUUUGGACAACAUCGUGGUUCCUGGACGGGAGUUCAUCCGGUUGGGGUGUCUCAGCAAACUCUCGGGGAAGGGUCUCCAGCAGAGGAUGUUCUUCCUGUUCAGCGACUGUUUGGUGUACACCAGUCGAGGGACGACUCCAUCCAACCAGUUCAAGGUCCACGGUCAGCUGCCGCUCUACGGCAUGACGAUCAGAGAAAGCGAGGAUGAGUGGGGGGUCCCACACUCCUUCACCCUGUUCGGGCAGCGGCAGUCGCUGGUGGUCGCCGCCAGCUGUGCAGCAGAGAUGGAGCGCUGGGUGGAGGACAUCCGGAUGGCCAUCGACCUCUCGGAGCAGAGCAGCGGCCCCCACGCCGACCUGCUCCCCCCCAGCCUUCCAGAGCACAAGCUGUCAGAAGAUGGAGCUGAGCUGGAGUCGGAGGAGGAGCUGGGCGGCCUGCGCACCUCCCUGGACCGUCAGUGUCCGCGGGGAAACACCACCGUGCACGUCUGCUGGCAUCGCAACACCAGCGUGUCCAUGGUGGACUUCAGCAUCGCUGUGGAGAACCAGCUGUCAGGAAACCUGCUGAGGAAGUUUAAAAACAGCAACGGCUGGCAGAAACUCUGGGUGGUCUUUACCAACUUCAGCCUCUUCUUCUACAAGUCUCACCAGGAUGAGUACCCUCUGGCCAGCCUCCCCCUGCUGGGAUACUCCGUCACCGUCCCUGCAGAAGCAGAGAACAUCCACAAAGACUACGUCUUCAAGCUCCACUUCAAAUCCCACGUGUACUACUUCCGGUCAGAGAGCGAGUACAACUUUGAGAGGUGGAUGGAGGUGAUCCGCAGCGCCACCUGCUCCUCCAGCCGGCCCGCGCUUAACUCCAGGAAGGACCUGUACUGAAGCUCCUCAGACGCUCCUCUGGAGAAGAUCUCCAGGCCGCACAAACAGGAGAUGCCUCAGUCCAAACACUCGUCCACGUUUCUGUGCCAAACUGGAAGAUGCCAACAGUGUUUGUGGGCGCAGGAGCACGGUUUUCCUCUUCGGCUCAAUGCCUUUUUGUACAUUUUUUUUUACACUGUGAACUAUAAUUAUUGUCGUAGUCAAACUGAUUUCAAAGCCAACAGAGAUUUCAACCGCCGGAUUCUAGUAUUUUACACAAAAAUGAGACCAAAUGUGUUUAUGUGAGAAAUAAAUUAAACAGUUCUGAUGUACAGUUGCGUUUUUAUGUGUCUGUCAUCCAAAUAAAAGAUCAUUUCAGACAAACGAAAGCCUCCAGGGGGCGCCUGAGUGCAGUUAAAACUUCUAAAUACCAAAGGCUUUUUUUUUUUUUUGGCUGCUGGAGUGAUAAAAUGAAGAGGGCAGAGUCAAUGACCAAACCUGAAAUCAGAAUUUUGAGACAUUUCAGAUUAAGUACAUUUCUGAUUAUUUUGAAAUGCUGAAGAAAAAAAAAAA